AUGUCUUUUAACCGAUUUCGCUGUUUAGAAAAGAUUCAUCAUACAUCAAAACGGUCAAUGUCCGUUGGUCGUGUCAGUCGUAAAUCUUUUACAGUAUAUGGAAGUGAAGAUUUUAUACAGAAUGUACUAAAAAGUGAUAUUCCUGUCAUAGUCAACUUCCACGCUGAUUGGUGUGAACCGUGUUUAACAUUAACACCAAUGUUAAAAAAAAAGAUUGGAGACUUACCUUCUGUUCAUUUAGCAUUAGUGGAUGUAGAAAAGAAUGCUGAUUUGGUGCAUACAUUUGAGGUAAAAGCAGUUCCAGCCGUUUUAGCCAUUCGCAAUGGUCAUGUCAUUGACAAAUUUAUUGGACUUAUUGACAAUGACAUGAUCACUGAAAUGGUCAACAAACUUUCUAAACCUGAAGAAAUAUAG
Messenger RNA from Cinara cedri, 414 nucleotides. The record is from the annotation of a GenBank genome assembly. Lineage: Eukaryota; Metazoa; Arthropoda; Insecta; Hemiptera; Aphididae.